Messenger RNA from Cyphomyrmex costatus, 1928 nucleotides. Its product is annotated as X-ray repair cross-complementing protein 5. Lineage: Eukaryota; Metazoa; Arthropoda; Insecta; Hymenoptera; Formicidae. Gene Ontology annotation, cellular component: Ku70:Ku80 complex. The coding region runs from base 188 to 1900 and encodes 570 amino acids. The record is from RefSeq and is a predicted model, not a curated record. Gene Ontology annotation, biological process: double-strand break repair via nonhomologous end joining; telomere maintenance. Gene Ontology annotation, molecular function: double-stranded DNA binding; telomeric repeat DNA binding; DNA helicase activity. The transcript has 13 exons.
CUCACGUGACACGAAGUUAGGUUAUGUUCGAUUUCGAGAUUUGAUUCGGAAAAAAAUUGUUUUGAAUGAAAAACUACUUGGUACAUACAUCGAACAGAAGUUUCAGGAAUUUUAUUGAAAGAGUUUAUUUUUACUAGAAACUCUGAAUGUCUGCAAGUGUCUUCUAGUGUCUUCGAUAACGCAAAAAAUGCCGCCGAAAUCAUUAAAGGAGAGUAUAACUUUUGUGAUAAAUGUUGGAAUCGUCCAACAUGGGACACAGAAUAAUUCACAACUGUUGGACAAUGAGAAGUUUAUUCUUAAACAUAUUAUUCAAAAGAAGAUAUUUCUACGUCCUAAGGAUGAAAUAGGAGUGAUAUUGAUGGGCUCAGAUGGUAGUAAAAGCGACAGUAUUACAGGAUUAGAUACUGCACAAGAACUAUGUACCAUGCAAUUUGGAAAUUGGGAUUUGAUAAAAAGCAUCGAGAAACUGCAACCCACAAAUCAAAUUUGUUCUUGGAUGGAUGCAAUUUAUGCUGCAGUUGAAUAUAUUAAACAUGAAUGCAUAGAUAAGUGUGAAAGGAAAAUAAUCCUAAUGUCUUGUUUCAACGAAGAGGAAGAUGUUGUUGGCGAAUUUCAGGCAGAGGAUAUAACACAGAUGUUAAAUUCAGAAGAAAUUUCAGUUAUAGCAAUUGGAGAGAGAGCAUUACAUGAUAUAGAUGAAGAUUUGCAAACACCUAGUGAAACAUUACUUAUGAAAAUUUUAGAACAGAUUAAUGGUCAGUAUCUCACUUUUAAACAUGCUAUGUCAGAUGUGCGCUUCUACAAACGACCAUCUACUAAACCGCAUCCGUGGAACUGCGUGAUGGAAUUGGGUGAAGUUCACAUUCCGAUCGUUGGAAUUUCUAAAAUGCCGACGGAGGUAAAGUUACCGGAAAUGAUAUUGAUGGCUAAGACAAGUACAUCCAAUACACCUGAUAAAGAAGUGCCAAUUAAGAAUGUCGCACAAUGGAUGGACAACAAUAGGACCACUCACACAGAAGAAGAUAUUAUCCGUGGUUAUGUGUAUGGUGGCAAAGCUAUUCCUGUUUCAGAUGAAGCUAAGAAAGCUAUGACUCCCAAAAACAAUGAGAAAUGUUAUAAGAUUCAUGGUUUUACAAUGAGAGAAAAUAUUCCUAUGGAAUAUUGGCUGUCGGAUGGCUCUUACGUUAUUAUGCCUGCUAACGAGAUAGCGAGUACGCCGUUUUAUAGUUUAGUGCAAGCCAUGGUUGAGAAAAAUGUUGUCGCAAUAGUAGAGAAGGUUUAUAGAGCGAAUGCCGAAGCAAACAUGAUGGCACUGUUUCCAAGUGUUGACUUAGAGAAUGAACCAUGGUGUCUUAUUGAGAUCGGUUUACCAUUUGAGCGAGAUUAUGGAGCAAUAUCGCAGAAACCAUUGAAAAGCGUGAUGAACCAACUGUCGCAGGAACAGAAUGACGUAAUGGAUGAUCUAUUAAGAUCCUUAGAAUUGCCCGAUGCUACCGAUGAUGACAUAACCGCCAAUAGUGACAAAUAUUUACCGGGAUAUAUGCCAGAUCCUGGAACGCAACAUGUGUGGGAUGUAUUAGCAGCUCGCGCGCUUAAUCCAGAUAAACCGUUGCCGCUUAUCGCCGAUGAUCUAUUAAAUCUUUUAGAGCAACCCGAAUUCAUAAAAACAAAAUGCAAACCAGUGACCGAAAGAAUACAAAAUUUGUUUUUCUUAGAGAAAAAGAAGCCUCUUAAGAGGCGUAAAAGAUCACAAGAAGAUGAUAAUAAACAAUCAGAUAAUAAUGAUGCGUCUAUGACACAGACAGUUAAAGAAAAGGAAAAAGAUAUCGGUAACAAUGAUAUAUUAGAUGAUAUUUCUGAUUUGUGUAAUUUCGAUUUUGAUGAUCUUGUUGAUACGUAGAAAGCUGUUAGCAGUAAUUAUUUUGGCA